This is a messenger RNA of Acyrthosiphon pisum (pea aphid), 3789 nucleotides long. It is a transcript of the gene Ras85D, whose product is annotated as GTPase ras-like protein 1. The transcript is spliced from 7 exons. Gene Ontology annotation, molecular function: GTP binding; GTPase activity. The coding region runs from base 494 to 1015 and encodes 173 amino acids. The record is from RefSeq and is a predicted model, not a curated record. NCBI's taxonomy places the organism in Eukaryota, Metazoa, Arthropoda, Insecta, Hemiptera, Aphididae. Gene Ontology annotation, cellular component: membrane. Gene Ontology annotation, biological process: signal transduction.
UGCGUGCGCCAUACAAAAGAUGGCUGUGCUGUAAACAAAAAAUAAAUAAAUAAAUGUCACGCCCCUUUUAGAGAAUAAUAAUAAAAAAAAAAAAAGAAAAGAAAGAAGGAAAAAAACCAAAACACCUUUUUUUCCGUCUUCGCUAAUCGGUACACAUUACGGUCGGGGUGUGUUUCGCGUAUUUUUUUUCGCGAUAUUGUCGUUACCCGUGGUUAUUGUCGUCGCCUCUGCGAUAUAAGUUGACGCCGUCGUCAAGCCGAACGCCGCCGCCGACCGGUGUAGCACCGCACGGGACCAGUGACCACCGACCACAACGCCGCACAAGAGCGCCCUUUGUCUUGCUGUGCUGUUGACCGACCAGACGACGACGACGAAGCCGAAGACGAAUAUAAUUAAAUAAUGACUGAAUACAAACUGGUCGUCGUCGGUGCUGGCGGCGUCGGUAAAAGUGCCUUAACAAUACAGUUAAUACAGAACCACUUUGUGGACGAGUAUGAUCCAACAAUUGGUUAGUUUUAUAUUAGUUUUUAUUUUAUUUAGGGAAACCUAUGUAGAGGAUUCUUAUCGUAAACAAGUAGUAAUUGAUGGAGAAACGUGUCUACUUGAUAUUUUAGACACGGCGGGUCAAGAAGAAUAUAGUGCUAUGCGUGAUCAAUAUAUGAGAACCGGUGAAGGUUUUCUUCUUGUAUUUGCUAUUAAUAAUACCAAAUCAUUUGAAGAUAUCAGUAAUUACAGGGAACAGAUAAAACGAGUAAAAGAUGCGGAGGAUGUCCCAAUGGUUUUGGUAGGCAAUAAGUGUGAUCUACAAAGUAGAGCGAUAGAUGUUAAAGCAGCAUCUGAUUUAGCUAAACAAUAUGGUGUACCAUUUAUUGAGACAUCAGCUAAAACGAGACAAGGUGUUGAUGAAGCGUUUUAUACUUUGGUUAGAGAAAUUAGGAAAGAUAAAGAACAAAGGUUGCGAGAAAAACGUAAAGCAAAACCAAGAAGGAAACGCAAGCACUGUUACCUCUUUUGAAUAUGAGUGAAACAAAAGGAGUUUUUUUAUUUAAAUUAAAAAAGGACCGAACAAGAGUGUCCUCGUCGUAUUUUAAUUAAUGUAAACACACUUUUGGCUCAGGAAAGUGUGUUUUCAUCAUUUAUAAUAUUGUUCAGUUAAAAGCAUGUAUUGAAUAUAUUUAUUUGAAUGAUAAACAAACAAACAUAAUAACUUUUGGAAUCCCGAUCAAUAGAAAUUUAUGUUCAAAGAAAGAACAUUAUACAGAGGACCCCUUUAACAAGCUGACAUCUUGUUUUGAGAUCCGAUUUUAAUAUUGCUAUUUUUAUCGUCUUAUUAUUAAUAAAAAUUUAAAAAAUAUAUAUUUAUAGUGUUAUUCGAUUAUCUAAAAUAUUUUCCUGCCCCAUUUAUUUUUCUCAAAAUCGUGCUUCCAGUAUUCUUAGGAGCUAUUGAUUUGUGCAUAGGCUUUACUACAAUUUAUUAUUAUUUUUUUUUUUUAGUCAAUAUCUAUGUGAUUCUAUUGUUUGAGAGGACGUCAUACCCGCAUGUGUUGUCUCUGUCUAAUAAACUCAUAUAAUAACAAAUUGCACUGUCUAAAUAAUUUGUUUAAGAGGAUAUCAGCACAAUAUUUGUUUUCUCUGGCCCAUUAGCGAUACGGAUCAAUAGCAUACAUGUAAAAUCAUUAUUGAGUAAUUUUAGAGUGAAAUUACCAAUGACAAAAAUUAUGAGGAUAAUAUUUUUAGGUAUGACAUAUCGGUUUUAAAUUGUAUUAUUAUUUGACAAUAUGCAACUUUAAAAACAAAAACAAUAAAUGUUAUACGUUAAAUGGAUAUUAAAUUGUUUUGAGAGGUAAUAUUAAACAAAUCGAUACGUCAUACCUCGAAAAAAUAUGAUUUUGAGUAAAUGCAUUUAGUUUAUGUUGUACAUGGGCCAGAGAUAGAAAACAAACAGAUCACUGACAUCUCUUAACUUUUAUGUUUAAUUUUAAAGUGAAUUGAUCUAUUACCAAAUUUAGAAGUAAGAAUAUUAUCUAAUGAAUGACAGGUUUUUUUAUAUUGUAAUUUUAAAGUGAGUUAUGAUUUUGUACACUUUUAAAUCCAUUACAGAGGAGUUGGAGUAUAAAAAAAACCUGUAAUGCACUAGAUGAUAUUUUUACUCAAAUUUGGUUUUAGGUCAAUUCACCCUAAUAUUAAAAAUAACAGAGUUCAAUAAAUUAUUCAGAACAUACAAUUUGAUAUGUUAUGCGUUUGUAAAGGUGGGUACACAUUAGAGUCCAAACACGAAUUAAUGAACGAAUUCGAAACCAUAUCGAACGCUUUGAUCAACUGCCUUUGGAGCAAACGCUUCUGAAUGUGAACAAAUGCAUCUGUACUUGUUCGGCUAUACUGUUUACAUUGGUUCGUUCGGUAGCAUUUGUUCGUGUUCGUGCUCUAAUGUAAGAUGACGCUACACUGGUCUUUAUUGUCUCUGUCUUACAAAUACAUAACAUAGCAAAUUUACACUCAGCAGAUCACGCUUAACUCCGUUAGUUUAAAAAUUAGAGUGAAUCAACCUAUUAUGAAACUUGAUGGUAAGAACAUUAUUUGUUUUUAUAUGGUUUUUUUUUUUACAAAAGUUCAGUUUAUAAGUGGGUUAUGGGCAUUCUUAAUUUACGCUCUAUUAUUUACGCAUAAAUUGCUAAAAAAUUGAACUAUUGUAAAAAAAAUUCUCAAACAAACACAGAUAAAGUUCUUACCAUCAAUUUUCAAAAUAGGCAUUCACUCUUAUUUUUAAACAAACGGAGCUAAACGUGAUCGGCUGAGCUUAAAUUUGGUAUGUAACGCACUUUUUAAGACAGAUGUCCGUACGUAUACGGGUAUGAAACAACAAAUGCCUGUAUAGUGUUCUCUUAAGAUAGACAAUACAGAAGGUAUGAUGUCCUCAACAUCAAUAAACAAUAUUAUUAUCUUAUCUUUUGAAUGGUUAACUGGUUUAACUACUUUAUUUUCUUUUUACUUAAAUCAUAGUAUAAAAUCAACGAAAUGUAAUACUUUAAUUAUUUCUAGUUAAAAUGUAUAUCAUUUUUUUAAAUUACAAAUACAUUUGGUCAAUAUAAAACUAUGUUAUAAUUCCUGUUCAAAUUAUUUUUACUUAUUUUAUUAGAAGAUUUCUAUUUCCACUCUGCCUUGUGAUCAGAAGUAACAUAUGUAUAUUUUAUUGAUAAUUGUUUUUUUUUAUAUAUAAAAUAAAAUAUGUGUUUAGCUGAUCAGAAGGUGCAGAUGACUUACAGGGAUUAUAAGUAGGACAUCCGUGCCAAAACUACUCACUAUUCAAGUAUUUAUUUCUUAAGUCUUAUUUUUUAUACACGCCUAAUAUUAAAAUAUUCAUUAUGAUUGUAGUUGUUUCAAUUUUAUUAUUAUUUAUUAUUAUUAUUAUUAUUAUUAUUUUUUUUUUUUUUAAUGAUAAUUUUUUUUAGUUAAAUUGUUUAAAAUACAGGACUAAUACUUAGUGAAAGAUACCUUUGGCCUUUGGGGAUAAUUUUAUUAUUGAAAAAGAACAAAAAUAUAUACUAUAAUUAUUAAGUUAACUAUUUCAACAAAGGCCUCAUUGGACAUUUAUAAUACUCAUAAUUUGACUACAUUAUAUAUAUUGUAAUUUAACGAGCUUUUCAUGUUGAAGUUCAUGUUUGAUCAAGAUGUUAAGAAAAUAAUUUUUUAUUAGUAUUUUUAUUUAAUUUUUUUAAUUUUUGUGAUCAUUAUAUUAGGAUACAAUCAGCAUGUUAUUACCAAAACUUAUUAUAAUAUAAUGCUAUCUGA